AUGAAGCGUACGGUUCAUGAUUCUCCGUUCAACAAACAUGACCCUAAGAUGAAGAAAGUUAAGCAUUUUGAAGAGGCUGGAGAAAAAGAAGAUACGGGAUUCAUGAACUUGGACGAAAACCUCCUUUUCGAGGUUUUGAAACAUGUUGAUGCAAAGACUCUAGCCACGGCGGCCUGCGUCAACAAGCAGUGGUACAAAACCUCUCGAGACGAGCGUCUCUGGGAGCUGAUCUGCACGCGCCACUUGGCUAAUGUUGGCUGCAGUACCCAACAACUGAGAUCCGUGGUCCUUGCUCUUGGCGGCUUCCGUCGCCUUCACUCUCUCUAUCUUUGCCACCGAGUCGUCGGCUCCAAGCAGCCGACGCGUUGGGGAAAAGACGAGGUUCAUCUCUCCUUGUCCCUGCUCUCGAUUCGGUUCUAUGAAAAGAUGAAUUCUAGUAAUCGGGGUAGCUGA
Molecule: messenger RNA, 453 nt
Organism: Mangifera indica (mango)
Lineage: Eukaryota; Viridiplantae; Streptophyta; Magnoliopsida; Sapindales; Anacardiaceae
Product: F-box protein GID2-like
Exons: 1
Coding region: 1-453 (150 amino acids)
Biological process (GO): gibberellic acid mediated signaling pathway; regulation of gibberellic acid mediated signaling pathway
Cellular component (GO): SCF ubiquitin ligase complex
Molecular function (GO): protein binding
Source: RefSeq, a predicted model, not a curated record